This is a messenger RNA of Exophiala aquamarina CBS 119918, 1023 nucleotides long. RefSeq lists its product as uncharacterized. NCBI's taxonomy places the organism in Eukaryota, Fungi, Ascomycota, Eurotiomycetes, Chaetothyriales, Herpotrichiellaceae. Gene Ontology annotation, molecular function: transferase activity. The record is from RefSeq and is a predicted model, not a curated record. The transcript is spliced from 3 exons. The coding region runs from base 1 to 1023 and encodes 340 amino acids.
AUGGCUUCUGCGCUCGUUGAACUUGAUUCCUUAGAAGUGGUGGUUAUCGUGGACAAUGAAGUUGACCCAAUUUCUAGUUAUAACCACCCAGAUCUCAAGGUGUCUGGCCAAAUGUCCAGUAUAGCGCUCAAGGCGCCACUUGACCCCGCCAGCCGUGGAGGUGCAAGCCACGAGAUUCGUCUCGACAAUCUCUGCUGUGGGGCACAUGGACUAUCACUGAUGAUUACGGCGAUCAAGGGAAAUGAAUGCCGAACUGUGCUCUUCGAUACGGCACCGGAAGAGCACAUCUGGGAACUCAAUGCGAAGAGACUGGGGGCAGAUAUUGGCAAGAUCGAAUGGAUCCAGCUUUCGCACUGGCAUCGUGAUCAUUCUGGUGGAAUAUUGAAGGCGAUACCUAUGAUCCAAGAAGCGAAGUCCUCCAAAGAUGGCUUGACCAUCGACCUCCAUCCAGAUCGACCGGAUUAUCGGGGCUUUCAAGGGCCCAUGGGACCGGUCUCGUUGGAGCGGGACCCGACGUUUGCUGAAAUUGAGGCCACUGGCGCAACUAUGGUAAAGAAUGACAAAGCCCAUACUAUUCUUGACGGCAGUUUCAUGGUCUCUGGCGAGAUCCCAAGGGUGACGCCAUAUGAGAUCGGCUUCUUGAGAGGGAUGAGGUAUAUCGAAGCAACCGGCGUCUGGGAGAAGGACGAGUUGAUACGCGAUGAGCGUCUACUGAUGUGUAAGGUCAAAGGUAAGGGAGUGGUGGUAUUCACCGGAUGCAGCCACGCAGGCGUAGUCAAUGCGUGCAAGCAUGCGCUUGAGCUCGCUGGAGAAGGUUCGCCAUUGCACGCUGUCAUCGGAGGCUACCACUUAGUUGGGCCGAAUGAAGCCUUCAUUAAACAGACUGUCCAGGACCUCAAGGCCCUGGAUCCGCAUGUGCUUAUGCCAGGGCACUGUACCGGCUGGCGGGCAAGGAAUGAAAUUGAGAACGUGUUGCCGGGUCGUCUGGCGCCGUCCACUGUCGGGACCAUAUUUAAUUUUUGA